Messenger RNA from Symbiodinium pilosum, 480 nucleotides. The record is from the annotation of a GenBank genome assembly. Lineage: Eukaryota; Dinophyceae; Suessiales; Symbiodiniaceae.
AUGGAUCAUAAGGCCUCAGCACAGAUGGUUCCCCAGACCGCCCUCUUCUUGGAUGGUUUAAGGUGCGCGCUGCCUUUAAACUGGAUUCGCAUGUUCGAUGCGCGCGAGCUCGGGACCAUCAUCUCUGGCUCUUCUGCUGGCUUCGACGUGGCAGAUCUCAAGCAAAACACCGUCUACAACGGUGGAUACACGGAGCAAAGUCCAGUGAUUCGAUGGUUGUGGGAUCUGCUGGAGACGGCAGACGCAGAGGAUCUCGGGCACUUCCUGAUGUUUGCCACUUCUUGCAGCCGGCCGCCCCUUCUGGGUUUCAAGAGCUUCGAGCCGAAGUUCUGCAUACACAAGGUCGAUGACCCGUCCCGCUUGCCAACCGCAUCCACCUGUGCAAACCUCCUCAAGCUGCCUGCAUACAGCAGCCAGCAAAUGCUGAGAGACAAGUUAUUCCAAGCCAUUCGUUCUGAGAGUGGCUUUGAUUUGAGCUGA